CCAUGGCUACCAGCGAGCCCACGCCGGCGCAGCCCAAGGCAGAGGAGCAGCAGAACAUCGGGACACGCGUGGCCAACCUGCCCCUGGUGAGCUCUGCUUACGACAUGGUGUCCUCCGCCUACACCUGCACCAAGGAGAGCCACCCCUACGUGCGCUCCGUCUGCGAUGUGGCCGAGAAGGGCGUGAAGACGCUGACGGCGGCAGCAGUGAGCGGGGCCCAGCCCCUCCUCACCCGGCUGGAGCCCCAGAUUUCUUCUGCCAAUGAAUUUGCCUGCAAAGGGCUGGACAAGUUGGAGGAGAAGCUGCCCAUCCUGCAGCAGCCCCCCCAGAAGAUCAUCUCAGACACCAAACUGCUGGUGACCUCCACGGUGACGGGGGCCAGGGAUGUGCUGACCAGCACCAUGGCCGGGGCCAGGGAUGCAGUGUCCAGCAGGAUGGCCGGGGCUAAGGAUGCGGUGUCCAGCACCGUGGCUGGGGCCAAGGAUGCAGUGUCCAGCACCGUGGCCGGGGCUAAAGAUGCAGUGUCCAACACGGUGUGUGGGGCCAGGGAUGCAGUGUCCAACACGGUGUGUGGGGCCAGGGAUGCAGUGUCCAACACGGUGUGUGGGGCCAGGGAUGCAGUGUCCAGCACCAUGGCUGGAGCCAAGGAUGCAGUGUCCAGCACCGUGACCGGAGCCAAGGACGCAGUGGCCGAAGCCAAGGAUGCAGUGUCCUGCACCGUGACCGGGGCCAAGGACGCGGUGACCAGCAGAGUGACCGGUGUGAUGGACAUGACCAAAGGGGCCGUGCAGGGUGGCGUGGAGAUGACCAGGUCAGCGGUCAACAGCGGUGUCAGCACCGUGGGCCAGAUGGUGGCCAGCGGGGUGGACUCCGUGCUGGGCAAGUCAGAGGAGCUGGUGGACCAUUACCUGCCCAUGACAGAUGAGGAGCUGGCCAAGCUGGCCACGGCCGUGGAGGGCUUCGAGCCGGAGCAGCAGAGGCAGCAGCAGAGCUACUUCGUGCGCCUGGGCUCCCUCUCCACCAAGGUGCGGCACCGAGCGCUCCAGCACUCCCUGAGCAAACUGCAGAGCGCCCGCCAGAGCAGCCAGGACCUGCUGGCCCAGCUCCAGCGCACCCUUGACCUGGUGGAGACCCUGAAGCAGGGCGUGGACCAGAGGCUGCAGGGAGGGCAGGAGAAGCUGCAGCAGCUGUGGCUGGAGUGGAGCAAGAAGCAGCCAGAUGGUGGCAAGGACCAGGUGCCACCGGAGGCGGUGGAGUCGGGCACGGUGACCAUGCUGCAGGGCUUGAGCCAGCAGCUGCAGAGCUCCUGCCAGCCCCUGGUGUGCAGCCUGCAGGGCCUCCCCGCCACCGUGCAGGACAAGGCGGGCCAGGUCCGGCAGAACGUGGAGGAGCUGCGGGCAUCGCUGGCCUCUGUCACCUCCCUGCAGGACGUGACGGGCCCCGUGCUGGCCCGGGCCCGCGGCCACGCCACCAAAGCCCGGCAGCUGAUGGACGAGCUGGUGGAACACGUGGCCUUCAACACCCCCCUGACGUGGCUGGUGGGACCCUUCGCCCCCUCGGGCAAGCGCCCGGUAGAGCUGGAGGCGGAGUAGCGAUUCUGGGCUGCUUCCCUCCCCAAAAAGCCUCGUUAGGAGUCUUUGCUACACCCCCCCCAGUCCCCCUCACCUUGUGCCUGUCUCUGUGGGGACCCUCCUGCCUGCCCCAGCUCUGUCACUUGUCCCCUUGCUGGGGACCUGCAGUUAUGUGCCUUGGCUGCCCCAAGUGCCUGUUGAGGGUCCCCCAUGUGCUUGGUGCCUUCAGACUCCCACCCUUGUAGGGUCAGAACAGCACAAGAAGCAAUAAACUCUGGUUAGUUUUG
Molecule: messenger RNA, 1858 nt
Organism: Agelaius phoeniceus (red-winged blackbird)
Lineage: Eukaryota; Metazoa; Chordata; Aves; Passeriformes; Icteridae
Product: perilipin-3-like
Biological process (GO): lipid storage; positive regulation of triglyceride storage
Cellular component (GO): lipid droplet; cytosol
Source: RefSeq, a predicted model, not a curated record